Molecule: messenger RNA, 5523 nt
Organism: Cavia porcellus (domestic guinea pig)
Lineage: Eukaryota; Metazoa; Chordata; Mammalia; Rodentia; Caviidae
Gene: Dnal1
Product: dynein axonemal light chain 1
Exons: 8
Coding region: 120-692 (190 amino acids)
Biological process (GO): outer dynein arm assembly
Cellular component (GO): cytoplasm
Molecular function (GO): dynein heavy chain binding; alpha-tubulin binding
Source: RefSeq, a predicted model, not a curated record
AGGGCGGAGAGAAAGGACAGCUGCCCGGCCGCCAUCCACGGCGAGCUCCGAGAAGUGCGCAUGCGCACUGACCCCAGCGGGCCCUAGCAACCAGAGCAGUGACAGUAGCAACCGCUGGAAUGGCAAAAGCAACAACAAUCAAAGAAGCCUUAGCAAGAUGGGAAGAAAAAACUGGUCAGAGGCCAUCUGAAGCCAAAGAGAUAAAGCUUUAUGCCCAGAUUCCCCCAAUAGAGAAGAUGGAUGCCUCCUUAUCCACACUUGCUAACUGCGAGAAGCUUUCACUGUCUACAAAUUGCAUUGAAAGAAUUGCCAACCUGAAUGGCUUAAAAAACUUGAGGAUCUUGUCUUUAGGAAGAAACAACAUAAAGAACUUAAAUGGACUGGAAGCUGUAGGAGACACGUUAGAAGAACUGUGGAUCUCCUACAAUUUUAUUGAAAAGUUGAAAGGGAUCCAUGUAAUGAAAAAAUUGAAGAUUCUCUACAUGUCUAAUAACCUGGUGAAAGAGUGGGCUGAAUUUGUGAAGCUGUCAGAACUGCCGUGCCUGGAAGACCUGGUAUUCGUCGGCAAUCCUCUGGAAGAGAAACAUUCUGCCGAAGGGAACUGGAUAGAGGAAGCAACCAAAAGAGUGCCCAAACUAAAAAAGCUGGAUGGUACUCCAGUAAUUAAACAGGAUGAGGAAGAAGAAAAUUAACACCAUAUUUUCCUCUUUGUGUUAACUUAUUUAAUUGUCAUGAGAACAGUAGAUAAGUUUUGUAUAAUUCUCUAUUUUAAAGAUUCUGUGUGGAACAGAAAGUUCUUAAAAGAAAUCUUACUUCCAAUUUUUUUUUUAAAGCUACCCAGUAUUUCUCCCCAAAACCACUAACACCAACUUUAUGUAGUCUAGUUCUCUUUUUGGAAACUAACUUUUCCACUUUUUGUCUUCAUUCUCUGUUAUAUACCAUGUGAGCCCAUCUAUUGAAAUGUAUAGAUCAAUGGUUUAAAUAGCGAAAGAACAAAUAUUGUUUAUUCAGUUUGUUUAGUACUUUUUAGGUCAGGCAUUUGAAUCUGUAGAAGGUCCCUCUCCCUAGGCCUCAGAAGUGCAAAGGUAUCGUGCCGUUGGUUUUGAAGGGAGUGUGGCAGUGGAAAGAGCGCCUCUUAGGAACACACAGCAGCAGUCCUGGAACCAAGACUCCAGCUGGAAAAAGCUGUGGUAUCAAAAGGAAGAAUGAGCAUCUUGGAGGCCUUCUAGCCCACACUGUAUUUAUUUGUUUGUUUUUCCAAAAAUGUGUAGAUUGUCAACUGGAAUUUAGUUGUGUUUACAAUCAUGGCCACUUGAGUCACUGUAUAUGUAUAAUCAGUUAUUCUGUGACCCAGUUCAGUGGUUAAAAUGACCAUCAUGGCCCUCCUUUGACCAAUAGUGUGGCCGUGUUAUCCAUGUGGACCUGGCCUAAAGCACAUUUUUUUUGGGUUUAUAAUUCCUUACAGUUUAAAGUCAGCAGCUCUCGACUAAACAUCAACCAUUGAUAUGCAUCACAAUUUGCCCCAAGAAUUUAGUCUCCUGAUCCUCACUAUUAUCGUUAGAAGGGUACAGACUUGAAGAUUGAAUCUGGUACUUCUCAAUAAAUGAAGGUUAUUUUCAAGUAUAUAUAAUACACAUAUAUUUCAAACUUUAUUUUUUUUUUUUUGAGAAGUUCUAAGUUGAGCAGCUCAGAAAGUGUAACGUGUAAGUGGUUGUGGAAGGAAGAGAGGAGAGAUGUUUCAGUGAGAUCCCAGACGAACAGCAGUAUGUUGGAGAACUGCCUCCUGUGUGAAGCACUCAGAUGAUUUAACUUCUGAACUGGAAAGCAAUAGUCAGGUGCAGAGAUUAGAAUUUAUAAUGUAAGAAAAAUUUUCUUUCUGGAAAAUGCAAGAUCAGUAAUCGGAUGAAGUCUAUAGCAGGUCAUGAGUGAUGCACUAAUAGACCACAAAAUAGAAGUCAGGGGUCUUCUGCCAAAUUGUGCCUAAAGUCUCUCCCCAGAGACUACUGAUUCUUAUCUCCCCAUCGAAUGAAAGAGGGGAGAAUCAUUUUUUAAAAAUGAUUGCAUAAGUAGUCCUAGGUUUCAGAAAUCUACAACUAUCACGUGAGAAUCACUUGAUUUCUCUAAGAGUCAUUCUUAUCAAAAGGGACCACUGCUUUGACAAUCAACUCUAAAUCCAAACAAGAACACUUGGUCUAACCCCUUUACUCUUCCUUUCAGUCUGAUAGGAAGAAGCCUUUACCCUGACUGGCUUUUAAAUGCAAAGCUUUCAGCAUUUCUUUGUGAACCAUGCUCCUCAGUGACAUGUAAGGCCCAUAAGCUGAGAGGGAAGGCGAUCUUCUGGUAGUUUGCACUUCAUCCAGUAGGCAAGCUUGAAGCCAUAUUGCUCCGUAUGGGCUCCGUAUGGGUAUAUUUUCUAAAAGUUACUCUGGAAGGGAAUAUUAUAGAAAAUGGAUGACUUUGUAUUGAAUUUAUUUAUGAAGUAGUUUACAGUUUAAGUGAUUUUUCUGAAUUUCUAUAACAUAGUUUUUUUUCUUAAUGUUUUUUAAUCACUGGUGGUUCUCAGAAAAUGGUGCUUUUCAGUGUCCAUUUUACACAAAAUUCACAUUCACUUGUAUUCAACAAAUAUUUGAAUGGCUUCUAUGGAUCCCUGUUCCUGGAAUUAAAGCCAGAAUCUGUGCAAUUAGAAAAUGGUGGAUUGGAUAUAUGAAGAAGUUCAGUACAGUCUCUCAAAUCAUUCUUUUAUCAUCCUUUAGUGCUGCACAUUUAGUUUGUAUUUGCUGCCUUUGUUUGAUGUCUCAGAUUAGAUAUUUGACCUACUUAAUAUGGAUGAUGCUAUGGUCCUGUGUUAGAGGAUCAUUUAAACUUCUUUUUCUUCUAGUACUGGGGAUUGAACCCAGGGUCUUUGCACUGAGCUACAUCCCCAGCCUUUUUAUAUUUUGAGAUAGGGUCUCAGUAAGUUGCCCAGGCUGGGCUCGAACUUGUGAUCCUCCUCUUUUAGGCCCCAGAGUUCUGGGAUUACAGGUAUAUACACCUUUCUUCUUUUCUUAUAAAUGAUGGCAGAGCUCUGGCAUCAGCCUAGUAUUUUAAUUCUUCACAGUAAACUUGAUUUUCAUCUACCAAGGAAUUCAGCUUUUCUAUUUUCUGUAAUUCUAAGCCUAUGACCAUAUUACUAAGUCAGGCUUGAAAGGUUUUUGUGUUCUGUUUAUAAGAUUGUGUUCCCUUAAACUAGAAGUUCUCAACAUUGGCACUACGUACUGGGCUAGCUAAUUCCUUGCUGUGGGAGACUGUCCUGUGUGGGAUAUUUAGCAGCAUCCCUAACCUCCACCAAUGGAUACCAGUAGCUCCUUCUCCCAGUUAUUACAACAAAAGGUUUCUCCAGACAUUGCCAUCUUACCUCUGGAGGAAAGAUGGGAACAGAUUCUCCCCUAGUUAAAAACCAGUGCUUUUUUCCCUCCGUGUUCCUUUUGUCCAGUGUCCAUCUAUUUUCGCUGCAUAGCCAUGUGCCAGUGGAGUUAUGUGAAAGAAGGACGGAAGGAAAUGGUCAGAGGUGUUCCUUUUUAUGUAACACUAAUUUUUGUAGGUUUUUCAUAGUAUUAGAAACUCAGGGCUAGAAGGUUAAACUUAUACAGUUUAUUUUAGCGGGGCCUCAAAUUUUAUUUCUUACCAUCCUUGCUUAUCUUAGGACAGUGUUUAUUAACCUACCUCUUUUGUUACUGUCAACAGAAUUCAAUAUUAUGGUAGAUUUUGCUUUGUCUCUAAAAUUUCAUAGUUUGAAGAUACUUCAGAAAAUGGAUCAUCCUCAUUCUUUACCUAAUAUGCAAACUUUUACAGACUGUGACAGUCAUUAAAUACAGAAAUACUGUGUAAAAUGUAUCCUGUUUAAAAGUUAGCUGAUGUAGACUUGAUUUUGAAUGUGAUCUGCUUAUUAUUACUGGUCAAUAACUUGUAUGCUUACUGAAUCCAUUCCAUGUAUGAAAACAGUAUGCAGCACUUACGCACGAUUCCUGUUUGGAGUUUUCUACUUGAAUAGGUGCUUCUUUUGACACUUUUUGCCAGUGAGUUGAAAGCAGAAUGAGGAGGAAUGGAAACUGAAUCAUGACUGUUGACUGAUUCUCAGAGUUGGUGAUGUAGAGUCUGAAUCUUCUACCUGGAUUUUUCUAAAAGCUAAGGGCCAACCCAGAAGAAUCGAAUUUAGUCAUUCACUUUAGAAAGCUGUAAGAAGUAUCAAAGCAUCUAUCACAGGUAGUUAAUGUUUCUCGGAGUGCAGUCAGAUCAUUGGUUCACUAAGACCUCACACAUCAUAAAUAUUGGUAAAGGAAGAAAACUGUUAACUGCAAGUUAUCCUUUAUGGAAAUUCAUUCCUUUGGCGCACACUUUCUUUAUUUGGGCCUUUUAAUGUGUCUAUAAAUAAUGAAACAAGAUUCAGUGUAGCAGAGUUGGUGACUAUGUUCUUUUUACUUUAGCAAGUCAUACGGUUUUCCUUUUGUAAAACUAUAAAAUAGAUGAAACUUAACCAACUAAGAGUUACAUUUUAAAAUCACUGAGCUUUUAGAAAUACCGUAUCAAUAUACCUACUUUUUAUUAAUCACUGACUACAAGAGGAGAAAACUAAAAGGAAAACUAGACUAAGUCUCAUCUUCUUCUGACCUAAAGUAAGUUUAAUACUUGACACUUAGAGAAGUCCUAGUCAGAUUCUAGGUUAUUUCCCAUAUUGGGCAGGCAGGUUAGAGGGGAACCAGCCAACCAAAUUAUAAUCUAGCAAAUUUAACAGGGGUGGGGGGGGGAGAAUAAACUAUUUUUCAGUAGAUUUGCACUUUAAAAUUCUAAAUGGAUGUUCAUGGAAAGUACUUCCAAAAAGCAGAUGGAUAAAUACCUAGCUUACACAUAGACAUUAGAGAAUCAAACCUCACCCUUGGUCAUUCUAAGCCAGCGUGAACAAUUGCUGUCUGUUGAUAUAAGCAGAAUCAGGAUUUCCUGAUUCCCUAUUUGAGUCAUCUUCUAUAUCUGCUGUAUCCCAGAUCAUCCCUCUGGAGGAUGUAUCAAGUAAUUCUCCUACUCAGACACUUUGUGAAUUAUCUUCCCCACACCCAAAUUUGUAAAACUAAUUUAGAUGUUGUCUGCAUUAAGUUGUUGCUAAAUUAUAUUGGUUAGAAGCACUUUGCUUCUUUGAUCAGUAGGAAGUACCUACCUCCAAGGUGCUAUUGCCUACAGUGAUCACUCCUAUCAAGACUGGUGAAUUAGACACAGAAGAGAAUAUGUUUGUAUCUCCAACUGCUUCUCCAAGAUUGUUGGCUAUGAUCAUGAGCUUCAUUCCAGGAUCUUUGGCUUUUAGAACCAAUUCCAUUCCAAAGAGCAUUUUAACAUCUAUUAAUACUUUGGUAAUAAUCUUUUAUACACAGGAAUUUUGUAGCAUGACUUUAUGACUAAAGUUACUGUGUUAAAUUAUUUAGAAAUGAGUUGUUGAAUGUUAUUUUGUGAGACUUGUUUUAAAAUAGUAAUAAAUGGUGAUAUUUUAUAAGAAAA